Messenger RNA from Chaetomium globosum CBS 148.51, 2115 nucleotides. RefSeq lists its product as uncharacterized. Bases 1 to 2115 code for a protein of 704 amino acids. The record is from RefSeq and is a predicted model, not a curated record. Gene Ontology annotation, biological process: DNA-templated transcription; regulation of DNA-templated transcription. The transcript is spliced from 3 exons. Lineage: Eukaryota; Fungi; Ascomycota; Sordariomycetes; Sordariales; Chaetomiaceae. Gene Ontology annotation, molecular function: zinc ion binding; DNA-binding transcription factor activity, RNA polymerase II-specific; DNA binding.
AUGACGACGGCGGCAGUGAAGCGGGCGUGUGACGCCUGCCAUCGUCGCAAGGUGAAAUGCGACGGAAUCACGCCUUGUCGCAAUUGCUCGGCCUCCCAGCUGGCCUGCACCUACAAUGCGGUCCCGCAAAAGAAGGGACCGAAGGGGUCCCGAGCCAAGGUCAUCAACGAACUGAAGGAGACGCAACGCCAAACCAGCCUCUCGGCCAAGUUGCACGGUGGCAUGAACGGCGGCAUGUCGAGCCCGACUCUCGCUCCGACGCCGGGGCUUUUGACCAAGGAGAUGCUCAAGACGUGCAUCGAGUUUUUCUUUGCCCACAUGUACCCGACUCUCCCGAUACUCGAACGCCAGCGCCUCGAGCACGACGCCAUGUACCUGGACCAGAAUCUCGACACCUACUGCCUCCUGACGUCCUUCUGCUCGUUUGUCUGCCUCCAGCCGGGCAUGGUGAUGCCCGGCACCAUGCCCGGUGCGGGAAUGAACGACCCCUUUGGUUCCGACAUGAUGAUGUCUGGCAACAACAUCGUCACCAGCACGCAUCUCAUGGACGAGGCGAUCCGAGUCCGUAAGGGUUACGACUAUGUGGCUUCGCCAACCGUCAACAACCUCUGCACAAGCUACUUUUUGUUCGCGGUACACCACGGUUUGGCUCUGCACGACAAGGCGUGGUUCCAUUUGCGCGAAGCCACAACCCUGACGCACAUGGCCAAAUUGAACGAGGAACAAACCUAUCUGCAGUACGACGGCAACGAUGCAUCACGGCGCAGGCGCUUGUACUGGCUCCUUUUCGUGACCGAACGCGCCUAUGCUCUACAACAUCGUCGCCCGCUGACACUCCAAGCCAGCAUCAACCCCCCAACCCCCCAGGAACACCCCGCCGAUCCUUUUGUGAACCACGGCACGAGAUCUUUGCGCAUGAUUAACCUCUUCCGAGGUUUUGACGAAAGCUUGACCCCGCUUUGGACCAAGUCAAGAGCCGAGUGUUCUGAUUCAUACCUCGCAACCCUCGACAAGCAGCUUCAAGAGGUGAUGUCUCCGUACGCAAAUGACACGCAGGCUCAACUCGCCGAAAUGCUCAACAACCAGCAAUGGCUGAAGCAUAAAGCUUGGGGCCUAAGCGCAGCGACCGGCAACGGAAACAACCCCGAGCCUUCGUAUAUGGAUAAUAUCCAAGAUCUUCUCCCGAUGGUGUCACACUUCCAUGGCAACUUGGGUUUGCAGGGCCUCAACCUGUGUGAGCAUUUGUUCAAUGUCACUUGCGCCGUGACCGACAUCCUCGCCAUCCUUCCAGCACCCCGGACACCCUUCAGGACUCAGCUUGGACCCCAGGACGAGCUCCGCAAGAUCUUGAACAUCGUAACGGCUAUCCGCAACGGCGACCAUCGAUUCCUCCCGCUAUUGCUGAGCAAGGUCGCCUUGGCUCUUCCGAAGCUUGCCAGCCCAAUGCUUGAAAACGAGCCGGAGAGCGCCAUCCCCUGCAAUAUGGAUAUGGAUAUCUUUGAUGGGUUCGGCAGCAGCAGCAUGUGUCCGCCGGCGGUUUAUUCCUCGGCAGACUACGACAAUAAAUAUGCCGUCCCACGCUUCGAUGACAUGAGCUCGGAUUCCAACAUUCCCCAGCGAUCACUGUCCCCUGGUGUGGAGAUGCCUCGUAACCUGCAAACCGAGUUCACUUCCAUACCCGAGAUGACGGUCAUGAGUCCCAUAACCCACGCACCGCCCUCGUUGGGCACGCCGGGAGGUAUGAAUCACCAACCGCAUCACCAUCCACACACACCGCUAUCGCCGUAUCCAAAUUCGAACCCUCAUAUGCAGGGUUUGAAUGCCAACAAUGUCAACCCGCCGCCCAACAUAAGCCUCGCCUCUCAAAUGCACCCCGGUCAGGGGCUCGGCGGUGGGAUAAACAACGGCCUGGGGCAAGGAGUCAACAACAGUAACUUGAUGGCCAGAGCGCCUCCGCAACGAGCGAACAGUUAUGCCGCGAACUUGACCCAAAUACGAACGGUCGGCGACUUCCAUGCACUUCAAAGGUCUAAUACGGACAUGAACCAUCCCAUGGGCUCGCUUGCGAUGAGCCCAUUAGAACCCGGCAUGGACUUCAACUCCUUGUCAAGAUAG